Acinonyx jubatus (cheetah) is the source of this 1064-nucleotide messenger RNA. RefSeq names its product serine/threonine-protein phosphatase PGAM5, mitochondrial-like. The record is from RefSeq and is a predicted model, not a curated record. The transcript has 2 exons. Gene Ontology annotation, cellular component: mitochondrion. NCBI's taxonomy places the organism in Eukaryota, Metazoa, Chordata, Mammalia, Carnivora, Felidae. The coding region runs from base 1 to 966 and encodes 321 amino acids. Gene Ontology annotation, biological process: positive regulation of mitochondrial fission.
AUGGAGGUAGACAAGGAUCUUGCUGGGCGGAAUGAGAAGAUAAAUAAGUCAAUGGCAGGAGCGCCUGCCCGGAGCCGGGGUGGGAAAGGCGCGGGCCUGGCAUUCCUACAGGUGCUGCAGCUGGCGGCCCGCGGCCUGGCCGGAGGCUCGGCCGCGCUGCUCUCCUCGGCCGUGGCGGUGGGAAAGCCCCGCGCGGGCAGGGACGCGGAGCUGCGCGUGGUCCAGGUGCCGGCGUGGGCGGGGUCGGCGGGCCCCGGGCCGGGCGUCUGGGAUUGCAACGGGGACAGGCGAGAACCGCUGUCCUUGGCGAACCUGCGGAAGAGGAACCCGGAAUGUGGAGAAGAAGAACUGGCCUCCAGGCUGGACCACGGCGAAGCCAAGGCCACGCGACACAUCUUCCUCACCAGGCACUCCCAGAACCACGUGGAUGCUUCCCAGGAAAAGGACCGCACGCUGACGCCCCUGGGUGGUGAACAGGCUGAACUGACGGGGCUCCGACUUGCCAGCUUGGGCUUGAACUUUAAUAAAAUUGUCCAUUCGCCCAUGACCCGGGCCAUCGACACCACUGCUGUCGUCAGCGAACACCUGCCAGGCGUCUCCAAGGUCAGCGCAGACCUGCGGAGGGAAGGCGCCCCCAUCGAGCCCGACCCACCCGUGUCCCACUGGAAGCCCGAGGCUGUGCAGUAUUACGCAGCCGGGGCCCGGAUUGAGGCCGCCUUCCGGAACCACAUCCACCGGGCAGACGCCAAGCAGCAGGAGGACACUUCCGUGAUCUGCAGCUGCCAUGCCGACGUCAUCCGCUACAUGGUGUGCCGGGCGCUGCCGUUCCCCCCGGAAGUCUGGCUCCACCUCUCUCUCAAGGACAGUAGCAUCAGCCACCUGGUGGUUCGGCCUGGUGGCCGAGGGGCGCUCAGGGCCCUCGGGGACACGGGGUUCAUGCCUGCGGACAAGAUCUCCCGCUCCUGAGGGCUGCCUGGAGGACCUGCUCCCUGGGCCCCCAGCCUGGUCCGCCCGGGUGCCGCCACGGACGCGGCUCCUUCCCCGUCUUCCCUCCACAGGCUGCG